This is a messenger RNA of Scophthalmus maximus (turbot), 1361 nucleotides long. RefSeq names its product zgc:171566. Lineage: Eukaryota; Metazoa; Chordata; Actinopteri; Pleuronectiformes; Scophthalmidae. Gene Ontology annotation, cellular component: vacuole. The coding region runs from base 202 to 1164 and encodes 320 amino acids. Gene Ontology annotation, molecular function: gamma-glutamyl-peptidase activity. The transcript is spliced from 9 exons. Gene Ontology annotation, biological process: tetrahydrofolylpolyglutamate metabolic process. The record is from RefSeq and is a predicted model, not a curated record.
GGGGGGGAGGAGUCUUCUGCUGCUGACGCGAGGGGAGAUCCACACGUGACCGACUGACUUGAUGCUCGGAGGUACAAGAGCCGGAGGAGAGUCUCAGCGACCUCAUCAGCAGCACCCGGACGACGCGCAGCUUCUCUCCCUCCAUCUCCUUCGGUUUAUUUCACGGGACCUACAAGUUCUAUUCGUCACAGGCCCUCCGACAUGUGGCUGCUGUGGACGAGCGGGAUGUUCGCGGCGCUGAGCGCGUGCGUCUGGAGCGAGAUGCGCGCGAGCGCCGCGGCCACGAGCCUGUCGCUCAACCAGCGGCCGAUCAUCGGUGUGCUGGCGCAGGAGAACCUUCAGAGAGACAGGUUCGCUCAGGGAUCCUCUUACAUCGCCGCCUCCUACGUGAAAUACCUGGAGGCAGCCGGGGCCAGGGUCGUGCCUAUCAGAAUCAAUCGCACAGAAGAAGAAUAUACCGAGAUAUUCUUCUCAAUAAAUGGGUUGCUGCUGCCCGGAGGAGACGUAGAUCUGCAGACGUCGCAGUGCAGUCAAGCCGCCAGGAUCUUUUACAACUUGGCUCUGAGGGCCAACGACGCUCGCGACUACUUCCCCAUCUGGGGAACGUGCCAGGGCUUCCAGCAGCUGUCGUUCUUCACGGCCAAAGAGAAUCUGCUCACCCUCACCGACACCAGGGCCGUGGCUCUGCCGCUCAACUUCACACGAAUGUCCCAUUCCAGCCGCCUGUUUCGGAGUUUCCCCAAGGACCUGCUGCAGACGCUGGCCGAGGAAAACAUCACCUCCAACUUCCACAGGUGGAGUCUGUCGACGCAGAACUACAGCAGGAACACCAACCUCAAGAGGUUCUACAAGAUCCUGUCCACCAACAAUGACGGGAAGAAAGAGUUCAUCUCCACCAUGGAAGCCUACCGUUACCCAUUCUACGCAGUCCAGUGGCAUCCGGAGAAAAGCCCCUUUGAGUGGAUCGACAAGCCGGGGAUGGUUCACUCCACCGCCGCCGUCAGAGCCUGCUUCCACACCGCCAGCUUCCUGGUCUCCGAAGCCAUGAAGAACUUCCAUCGGUUCUCCAGUCCCGCGGACGAGGACAAGGCGCUGAUCUACAACUUCUCUCCCGUCUUCAGGGGCGUGGACGCCGUCUUCGUUCAGAACUAUUACUUUGAUUGACGGACGGCGCCGUUGAACGUGGUCGUGUAUCUGGAGACGGACCUCAUCUCAUCCAAACUUGUAGUGGCCUCAAACAUAACGUCAGCUGUUAGCGACUUAGCUGAGCUGAUUUGCACAGUAAAGGAGGUGCCAACCAUGCGGUUAUUAAUAUUAAUUACUAGAAGAAAAUGAAAUAAAGUCUUGUGUUAAAAAAUGAA